Messenger RNA from Cutaneotrichosporon oleaginosum, 1629 nucleotides. RefSeq lists its product as uncharacterized. Gene Ontology annotation, cellular component: U2-type spliceosomal complex. Gene Ontology annotation, molecular function: RNA binding. Gene Ontology annotation, biological process: mRNA splicing, via spliceosome. NCBI's taxonomy places the organism in Eukaryota, Fungi, Basidiomycota, Tremellomycetes, Trichosporonales, Trichosporonaceae. The record is from RefSeq and is a predicted model, not a curated record.
CACCACGCCAAAAUGGCGCCAGUAGCACGCACGGCCAAGCCCGCGCAGCGCGCGCCGCCCCCACCGGCGACCAAGACGCGGCACCGUAUCGGCAAGCCCGGCGGCGCGGUAGCAGACAGCGACAGCGACGAGGAGGAGACGCUCGAGAUUCCCAAGCGUGCCGCGCCGGUGAAGCUCGAGGCGGGACUGGUUGCCGGCGGCGCGGGCCGCGUGCUCAAGUCUGAGGCGAUCAAGGUGGAUCUUUCAAAGGCGAAACUUGAUGGAGGUGUAAAGCAUGAAAUCGGCGCGGAGAGUGAAAGCGAAGAGGAGAGCGAGGAGGAGGACGUCAAGCCCGUGUUUAGGAAACCUGCUGCUCCGGAUCCAGAGUCGAGCGAGUACGAGACCGAGUUGGAGGAGGAGAGCGAGGAGGAGAAGCCGGCGUUCCGGCCGAUGUUUGUUUCGAAAACUGCACGCAAGACAGUGACGGCCGAUUUGGCCGCCAAAGAGGCAGAAGAGGCCGAGAAGCGGGCCGAGGAGGAGCGCGAGCGGCGCAAGCUUGACUCGAAGGAGCUGGCGGGCGAGACGAUCCGGCGCGAGCUGGCUGAGAAGGAGGUAUCCUCCGACCUGAUUCCCGACGUGGACGACACGGACGGGCUGGAUCCCGAGGCGGAGUUCGACGCGUGGCGCGCGCGCGAGCUGGCGCGCCUGCUGCGCGAGAAGGAGAAGCAGGCCGCGGCGGACGCGGAGCAGGCCGAGAUCGAGCGGCGGCGCGCGAUGCCCGAGGACGUGCGGCUCGCCGAGGACCUGGCAUACGCGGAGGCCUCGCGCGCGAAAGAGAAGCCCCAGAUGGGCUUCCUGCAGAAGUACUACCACAAAGGCGCGUUCCACCAGGACGAGGACGACGCGCUGCUUUCGCGCGACUACACCGCCGCAACAGAGAGCCAGGUGGACAUGGCCGCGCUCCCCAAGGUCCUGCAGGUGCGGGACUACGGCAAGGCCUCGCGCUCGAAAUACACGCACCUCACGGAUCAGGACACGACGUCGGGCGGGUGGGGCACGGCGCACCAAGCCUUCGGCCGGCCCAGCGACCAGGUCAACCAAGGCGGCACGGGGUGCUGGAACUGCGGGGGCGACCAUAUGCGCGCCGAUUGUCCCGUCGCCGAAGACAUGGGGAAUCCCAACGACCUGGGCAUGAUCGACGGCGUGCGCAUCCCGGGCUUGGCGGAGCGGCAGGCGGCCGAGCGCGGGUUCGGGCGCGGGCGCGGGCGUGGUGGCCGGGGAGGUGUGGGCCGCGGCGGCGGGCGCGGCGUUACGGGCGCGAAUACAGCGCCGCUUGCGACGUCACGCGCGUGGGGCGAGGGCGGGAGCGGCGAGCGCAAGCGGCCGCGCGAAGAUGAGAGGGAGGAGCGCCGCGAACGGCCCCGAUACAGCGAGCCGGAGAGGGAGAGGGAUCGCGACCGUGGGGAGCGAGGCGAUCGGCGGCGCGACGACCGCGAUCGUGACCGUGAUCGCGACCGUGGGGACCGGCGACAUGACCGGGAUAGAGAUCGCGAUCGCGACAGUGGCCGGCGCCGCAGCCGCAGCCGCAGCCCGCGCCGCGACAGAGAUGGGCGCGACCGCGAUAGGCGCUAGGAUGCAUUGCUGCAGUAC